This is a messenger RNA of Cuscuta epithymum, 1480 nucleotides long. Lineage: Eukaryota; Viridiplantae; Streptophyta; Magnoliopsida; Solanales; Convolvulaceae. The record is from the annotation of a GenBank genome assembly.
AUCUGGCAAACGCCGCACGUGCGAGAUGGUAGGGACUAAACAGAGCGUCAAAUGCCCAAAGCAAUCCACUGGCGCAAGCAACAGUAGGGCUAGAGCUUAUCUUGAGGAGCCAUACCGGGUCCAGUUUAAGGACGAUGAUCACAUUAUUAAGUAUGACGAAUAUAUGAGAAAGACGAUUGGGAUGGUUCUGUAUCCAGCUGAGGAGCCUUUGGAGAAGGUGGGACUCAAAGAUUGAAUCUUCCAUUUGAUACAUAAGCCUUGGUGACACCCCUUAUUCUUCGGCAUUCAGGAGCCCACCUAUUAGGAGUUGACGUGCGAGGUUCUAUCAUCAAUGAAGACCAAGAAGCUCAUUUUCAACGACACAAGGGCAGAGAUUACUUUUAGAGCCUUGGAGAAACAUUGUCUAUGUCUACGACCGAUUUGUCUUACAAGUUGGGCUUUCCUCAUUGUCGCACUCCACCAGAUGUUGUUGAUUUUCCAUCCACUGUAGACCGUCGGGAGUUUUGGAGAUCUAUGUCCAAUAGCGGUACCCCAUAUGACCCGCGGACUUCUAGGAGCCUUGAGUUGCACCCCCCAGAGCUUAGAGUUAUCCACGGCCUUCUCACAUCUACGAUCACUGGCUGCUAUGAGAUAGGUGGCAUCAUUUCGACUAUAGAUUUGAUGUGUCUCUACUGCAUGCUUCACGAUGUGAAGCCUCAUAUGGGUGCCCUUAUAGCUGGGCUCUUUCACCGACAGUCACAACAUCGGGUGAAGAGCAUUUAUGCUGGCCCUUACAUUACACGAGUUUUGAGCAACAUGGGGUAUGCAGAUCGGUUUGUUGGGAUGCAGGUGGUGAAGAACAUUGCUCUGAUGAUGAAGAUUGUUCUUACUCAACGUAAGAAGACGGUGAUGAUGCGAAUGGUGCUGAGCACGCUGAGGGGAUGCAGGCUGAGGCUGAGGGACAACCGCCCCGUUGAUGAGACACAACUUGCUGUAGGCCACGCUGCUGAGGAAUCUUCCUAUAUGCCCCUCCCUACGAACACGCUUAUCCCAACACUUGGGAGAGGAUGCAUCAGCAUCAAGAAGAUAUAUACCAACGGCUGUAUCAGCAUCAGGAAAAUAUAUACUAGCGGCUGUAUCAGCAUCAAGUUGACACUUUUAGGCGCUUACACGAUGAUAUGAUGUCUUCGUUCACCACAUUCUCCACCCAGUACAAGGAUUUGGAUUCCUGUGUGUCCUCGGUGGAAUCGAACUGGAGUAGCUUUUUCUCUAAAUACCAACUUGGCAACUUCAACCACCGUCGGAGCAGUAGAUAAUGAUUAGUUAACGUUUUUUCCUACCAGUUGUAUUUGCUUUGUUUCUAUCUAAACUAUAGGAUAUUCUUGUAUUUAUUUUGUUGGAUAUUCUUGUAUUUAUUGUUGGAUAUUCUUGGCUUUGUUGAUCUUUAUUGCAUUCUGGUACUCUGAACAUAAAAGUAUAAAAUAGUUUCACGGAAUUGUUC